This is a messenger RNA of Diorhabda sublineata, 15194 nucleotides long. RefSeq names its product synaptotagmin 1-like. Gene Ontology annotation, molecular function: calcium-dependent phospholipid binding; calcium ion binding; syntaxin binding. Bases 253 to 1650 code for a protein of 465 amino acids. NCBI's taxonomy places the organism in Eukaryota, Metazoa, Arthropoda, Insecta, Coleoptera, Chrysomelidae. Gene Ontology annotation, biological process: calcium ion-regulated exocytosis of neurotransmitter; cellular response to calcium ion; regulation of dopamine secretion. The transcript is spliced from 11 exons. Gene Ontology annotation, cellular component: synaptic vesicle membrane; axon; dense core granule. The record is from RefSeq and is a predicted model, not a curated record.
UCGUGACAACAAAGUUUUAUACUUCCUCGGAAAACGAAUAGUAUACUUUAGCGAUUAGUAUUUUCAAAAAACGUUACAUCGUUCAUAUCAGUAUAUGGUGGUUUGCGUGAUACUGUUUAUUAUUCUACAUACAAUUUUUAAAUUUAAUGUUCAGUGAGUGUUUAGUUUUAGUAGUGAAUAAAUGUUUAAGUGAAUGUUUAAGUUGAUCGCUAUGUUCUUUUUCAAGGCUAAAAAUGCAUUUCUAUUUUAAUCAUGGUUUCCUUAUUUUCAAGAAGAAUCAUCAAAAGGGAUGCUCCUUCUCCCGAAUCACCGCAAGAACUGGCUACAGUCGUGGAAGCUAACAAUCCCAUAACUAAUAAUCCAACAAUAUCCUCAACAGAAGGACCUUCAGACACCACUAAUCCAAUAGAGACAACAGGUGGGGAUCUUUUGGAAAAACACAUUUUUGGUAACAAAAAAUUUCAUCCAUCUCAUGGUCGUACGACCCCACAUCCAGAAGCAGUCAAACCCAGUAAUGAUACUAUUAUCCAAAACAUUGUUCAUUUGGCCAACAAGGAAGGAAUUGAUACAUGGGUAUUAGUAACAAUCCUUAUUGCUGUAUCUAUUAUAAUCCUGGGAAUAUGCUUUUGUUGUAUAAGAAGAUGUUUCCGAAAACGAAGGGCAAAGGAUGGGAAAAAGGGUAUGAAAGGGGUGGACUUGAAAUCCGUCCAGCUUCUAGGGUCAUCUUACAAAGAAAAAGUACAACCGGAUAUGGAUGAGCUAACGGAAAAUGCAGAAGAGCCUGAUGAGAGUGAAAAACCUGAAGUUCAAAAAUUAGGAAAGCUACAAUACAAAUUGGAGUAUGAUUUCAAUCAAAAUAGCUUCUCUGUGACAGUUAUCCAAGCCGAAGAGCUUCCUGCUCUAGAUAUGGGUGGCACAUCUGAUCCAUACGUAAAAGUAUAUCUCCUUCCUGAUAAGAAGAAAAAAUUUGAGACGAAGGUCCACAGAAAAACGUUAAAUCCCGUCUUCAACGAAACGUUUGUGUUUAAGAGUUUGCCGUACUCGGAAGCUAUGAACAAAACCUUAGUCUUCGCCAUAUUUGAUUUCGACCGAUUUUCCAAACACGACCAGAUUGGAGAAGUGAAAGUUCCACUCUGCACUGUUGACUUGGCUCAAACUAUCGAAGAAUGGCGAGAAUUGCAGAGCGUCGAAGGCGAAGGUGGUCAGGAAAAUAAGUUGGGAGAUAUAUGUUUCUCUUUACGGUAUGUUCCCACUGCUGGAAAAUUGACUGUCGUAAUUCUGGAAGCUAAGAAUUUGAAGAAAAUGGAUGUUGGUGGAUUAUCAGAUCCCUAUGUAAAGAUAGCCUUGAUGCAAAACGGAAAGCGAUUAAAGAAGAAGAAAACUAGUAUUAAAAAAUGUACUCUCAAUCCAUAUUAUAAUGAAUCAUUCACAUUUGAAGUACCGUUCGAACAAAUACAGAAAGUUAAUCUACAGAUAACAGUAGUAGACUAUGACCGAAUUGGUACUUCGGAACCCAUUGGAAAAGUUGUACUAGGUUAUAAUGCAAGCGGUACUGAACUUCGCCAUUGGUCAGAUAUGCUUGCAUCUCCACGUAGGCCGAUUGCGCAAUGGCAUACACUUAAAGACCCUGAAGAUGAAAAGAAAGACUAAGAUGAACAUGUCGCCUAACAACGCUAAUGAAUAUAAAUAUUAAAGUAUACUCGUUGUUGUAUUGAAGUCUAUCCUUGGAAUUGUGAGAAAAUCACCAUCAAUGUUAUGCAUUUUCAUUAAUUUAAGAAUCAUUCAAUUCAUAGUUUAAAGCUUCUCUAUUAGUCUCGAAUGUAUGAAUUAAAUAUUCCUCAUUUACAAUUCUGCAGACUAAAAAUAAAUCGAUCGUUAUACCUCCUCAGAAUAAUUAAAAAUUUCUUUGGAAUUUAAACACAGAAGGAUGCUUCAUAUCACUAUCCAUGAUAGUAAUAGUUGAUGGCAUCUAACAGAGUAUUUGAUUUUGUAAAAAACGAUUAGAGGGAUUAUUUCUUGUUUUUACUUAUAAUAAUAUGACAUAACUAUAGAUAAAAAGAAAACAAUAUGUAUAUAUGGAAAUAUGGAUGCUGACUUGGAUAAAUAGUCCUUUCUGUUCGUCUCUAUUAUUUGGAGGAUAUAAGAACAAAGCCUUCAAGGUAUUUGCACUUAGAUUGUACUGUUGGUAGGAUGUAGAAGGUUAACCUCAAAAUUUUAUUCAAUUCUAUUAGUAUUAGCUUCGAUUUUGACUGAACUCACACUAUAUAACUCAACUAGUUUUAUCUUCAGAGUACUUUGAGUACAUAGUUAAUAUCUCUUCCAACUUGAAUAUUAAACACUCUACGUUUACUACCUUCUCUCUUAUUUUUCUAUCUCUUGAUUAUCCUUUUCCAACUUUAAAAAUCCAUCUUCAUUUGCAUUAUUUCGAAAUUAUUAAACUUCUUGUAGAUUCUUGUAGAAGAAAUUACUUUGAUCCAGGUACGAAUUUUUUUGGUUCGAGUUGAUAAUUUAUGAUUACCGUAUUUUUUCCAUUUUAAUUAUCGAUAUCGUGUUUGAAUAGCAACAGACAUUUUUAAGGAGGCACUGCACUACAAGCGGCUUGAUCAAAUACUUAAGGCUCCGAUUGAUGGGCGCUUCAAACGCUGAGAAGUGGAGGAGUGUAUAAUGGUGUCAAAAGUAAAUAUGGGUUUCCUGACCUUAACAUUGGUUGCUGUGAAAAAGAGAAAUCACAAAAUUAAAAAAAACGGUAGUUUUUAUCAAUCACCGUCAAUGCUUGCUUCAAGCUUCAAACGGGUUUCUAAACUAUGAAUCACGCUUGAUACAAUCAAUUUGCUCAAGCAUUUGAUCAAGACGCUUGGUAGUCUAGGGCCUACUUUAUAGUUUCGACCGAUUGUUUGCUUCCAUAGAAAUAUUCUAAGUGAUUUAUUUUGUCACAAUGACUACACACUUUUUUUUCAAUGAAAUAAUCUUUCCUCUAAAGGAGUUGACGCGACGGUAUGAGAGUAUGUAUGAAUGUGGAUAUUGGGGUGGUGUAAUAUAAACUGCGACCUAAAGAAUAUAUUGUGUCCUCCUUUUUUGUUACGAUACUGGGGAACCCAGUGUUUACAGCAGAUCUGCCCAACUCAUUGUAGAAAGUCCGGAAUGUGGAAUAACUGCCGGACAUCUUCGUCCUCUAUUUAAUUUCCCUCCACUUUGGUCUGACUCACAAUCCAGGGUAACUUUAUUUUUCUUGCUUAGCCCGUUCAAUUUUUUUAGGCAAUCCCAAACGUGCUUGAUUUUUAUGAUAUUAGAGCUUAAAGCUCCAAUGCGCUGGCCUAUCAGACUGGAUGAUAAUCUUCUGUUUGCGAUAGUUUCUGCUUAGAUGAAACUGGGCGAAUUUUUCAAUUGCAUGAAAUUCUGCUGGAAAACACAGUAUGGAACUAAUUUGGGAACUAUAUUUCAUCAUCAUAAAUAGUAUUACUCAAUAUAAUAUAUUAUGUUUUUGACGUUGAGAAUGUACGUACUUAUUCGGUUAUAUCACUAAUUCGGCUAGCAAUGUAUCAUUAGAAAAACGUUUGGAUUGUGAAUAUUUGUUAAAUUUAUUUCCAAACAUAGUUUCCAAAAUUUCCCACUGCUAGCAUAUUAAGAUAUAAUCCUUUUUUCAUCUGGAUAUUUUCAAUGAUACUUGUAAAAGGCAAGUGCAGCUUCUCGUCUACAAAUAAAGUUUUUUUGGAAAUGAUUCACUCUUCAUAUGACUUUAACUUCAAUUCAAAGAGUUUCUCAAAAUGUUCAAUCGAAUGAUAUUUUUGUAAGUCUUUCUCUUUCAAUGGUAUUUUUAAAGAUAUUCUCGUGAUUUUUUUUCCAAAAGAAUUGUAUCUCACUAUUAUAUGAUACUCGUUUACGUUCAAUUUAAAUUCUAACCACAGUUGUGUAUGGAUUUAUUGUAGUUCGACUUACUUAACUCUCUUAUACGAGAUUAUUUCAAAAUAACACAAAAAAUUUGGCAACGCUAGUCGAUUAAAUCUGACCGGCCGCUCAUUCAAAUACACACCUCUUCCAAACAAAAAGAAACCAUUGUCUAAGCAUCUCAUAGCGACAGAAAGUGGACAGAACGUCAUUAUUCGACUUAAGUUUUACGAUUUAUCCACAUAUGUGAUGUAACGCUGAGGCAUUGUUCAUAGACUCAUCCAAAGAAUUCGCUAUAUUUUAUUAUUGUAUGUAAAAGAAAGGUAGGGGCACCAAGGAUAUUUGUAUGAAAAUGUAAGGAUAGAAAACUAAUAUAAUUACUUGCAUAUUUUUUAUAUACGUUACGACUGAAAACGGCCGGUUGCUAUACGGAUUGAAAUUGGAAUAAAAUAAUAACGAUAACGUAACCUAACCUAACCCAAGCAAGCCCAGUGAGGUUAGGUUAUGUUAGGCUAAGUUAGGUUGUGUAAGGCAGUGACUAAUUUCAUUUAAUUUACAUAAUUUGUGCUACACCGAAUUGUAGCAAAUAUUAAAUGCUAAAAACGCGUUGUGGCUCUUUUAUAUCGGCUACGACGCGAUGUCAUCAUCAACGUCGCGUUGCGGAUGUUAUGGAAGAUCCACAACGCUUUUUGUCUGUUUAAAACGACCGUUAUCAGUUUUCGGACUUCGGGGUGUAACAUAUCAUUAUAAAAUUUGCUUGAUCAAGUCAAUAUUAUUCGAUAUGUAGGUUUCCAAACCUACCAUAGAUUUCUUCCAUUAAAUUUUGACACAAUGUUCGAGAAAUAACAAAUUCAUACAUGCGAGAUAAUCAUUACAUUGAAACUUCAUUCAUAAACAAUAAACUGAGCUUGAAAUUAGAUUAAUUUUCAUGUUUUGCGAUCAUUACUUUCAUAACUGUCAUUAUCUAUGUACGUAAUGGAAUGGAAGGAACUAAAUGCUGUGUGAUUUAUCUUUAAGUUUUUCGAAAAAUAUAUCGAAUGUUCUAUUAUUUAUUUUCAUUAUAUAAUUUGAACAUUACAAGAAACCCAAUACUAUAUUUCACACAAUUUCGUUAAAUAAUUAAUAUUGUUUGGAAUAGCGAGAAUGGAUCUUUAUAUUUUCCGAUGUAUAAAGAGAAAUAUUGAAUAGAAUAAAAGAAUAUUAUGCGGAAACAGAAGUAAAAAAGUUGAAAUUCAUCAAAUAGAAAGUAUGCACAUUUUUUGUAAAUUUUUUUCCAAUAAAAUACCAAAAUAUUAUUGGGUUUCCUUAUAAAUAAUAAUUGUUUGAAAUUAGUCGUUUUUAACUUAUCAAUAAAUUUUCAAGGAUCGCAUAAAUUUGCGUUCCCUCUCAAUCGUAUUUAAUUCGAAUAGUUGACUAUUAAGCAUAACAACCAGAUUUGCCAAUUUUUCAAAAAUAAUGGAAUUUUGUUGUACUACGUGAUGUGAUAUAAAUGACUUUUUCUUUCAUAUUUUUAGGUGUGAGAUAUCUCCAUUUGUUCCCCCCUGUCUUCUGCCUUGCUAUAUUCUUCAAUUUCUUUUCCUCUCACCAGUUGUUUCUUUUUUCAAGACCAAUUCUUUUUCUUACAGAUCUAUAUAUUAUUCUAGGCGUUCAUUUCCAUUGCAUAAAUUUUUAUCUCAUAUUGCCUCCUAAUAGUUUCAUUUUCCACUGCGAAUGUGAUGGUACUGUUAUCCCAUCAUAUCCUCAAGAUAAGACUAUUUACCAAACUUAAAAUAUAAGGCAAGAAAGCUGUUACGAACUAGGAAGAAAUGAGGACACGUUAUAUGUUAUAACUCACAGUUUACUGAACUUUAUAACUUUCUUUAAUAUUGAAUACAUUUAUUGAUAUGUUAAGUCACGACAUAAUAUCAUUUAAACACGUUAUUUCUAUAUCCAUUUUGGGAUUAGAAGGAACUUAGCAUAUUGUAUUGACAAUAGAUCCUUAGAUCGUAGAUAUUGUACAUUACUAAAAUAAAUUUCUCCUUUUUACAACAAAUAGUGCACAAAAUUAGAAUGUUCCCAUUUCCAAAUUAGUUUUAUUCAAAAUCAGAUUUAUCUAUAUUCAUCAAUUCAAUUCAAAUAUACGUUUACAGUAUUUACUUGUUAUAUAUAGAAAGUUAUUAAUUUGGAUUAAACGUGAAUAAAUAGUAAGGAGAUAACUCAUGACAUAUUGUGUUAAUUGUAUUAAAAUUUCUAUAAAUAUCAUGUGUAGAUUCUACAUGAAAAAAAUACUUUUUCAGAUUAAUAAUAAUUACAAGUAUUUACAAUCAAGCUCUAGAUAAAAAGUUAAAGUCACCCUAUUAUUAAAUUUGGGAAAAAAAUAUAUUCUCAUGAAUGUAUACAAGGAUGAUUUGGAAAGAAAUACAUGGACAUGGAAUUAAAAAAAUGUACAACAGCUCCGUUAUUGUGGAGUUACAGUUUGUUAAUCAUAAUGUUUUAGCGUCCACUCUUCAUCAUGAAUGUUAGGUCUAUCAUUUUCAAACCGAAGCUACUAUUUUCGGGAGUAGAUGUUAUUAUUUUCCUACUUUUCAUCCACUUAGCGAUAUUUUUGCAGGUUUAUCAACCACACAGUAUCACACAGCGCAGCUCAUAACUGAACUCAUUUCAAAUUAAAAUAUGAAGAAAAAGGCUUGAAAAUGUUUCUUUUGUGAUUACAGCCAACUGAAGUGCUAUGCUAGCAGAGCCAAAAUACGUGAUCUUCCAGCGAUAAGCAUCCAAAGAAUGCCCAGAGUAAUGUUUGAUAAUAAUUGGUUUGAAGAAACAUGUAACAAAUGUUUUUCAUUGCUGUCACUUUGUGAUUAUUGUAGUCGUCAUAAUUAUGACACUAUUAGUUGACUAUGAAAAUAUUGGAUUCAAACAAUGGGGAAAAAAGCGGAAAUUAUGACGAUGUAUGUAUUUCUAGUUUUAAAUCUAAAAAACGGCAAAUCAAAAAUUAUGACCGAAUACGCUUAUAAUUUAGGAUUUAUUGGAAGUUUUGUUAUAAACAAACCCUUGUGGCUAUCUUAUUCACAAGUUUAUUUGCAGAAUAUUGAUAUCAAUAUAAAACAAUCAUAAAGUUUGUACCGCGAGUCCUAAUUUCUAGAAGUUUCGUUGGAUUCUCAAAAAUGGUGAAAACGGUACCAAAGCAAAGUAUCUAUGGGAGCAACUAUUAUCAAAUGGAAUAUUCAAACUAUCAGUUAUGCUCUAUGGUAUUAAAAUCAAAAGAAAAAAUAUGUUUCCAUCCAAUAACACAUUUUGCGAGGAUUUUCUGAUUUCAAAAAUAAAUAUGACAACACCAAACAGCGGCUACACAUGCCUGAUAUGCUUACAAACAUAUAAAUCUGUGAGGGGUUAUGUAUGAAUAGUGCUAUGUCGAGUAAAUUCACAUAAAUGAAAUUAGUAUCCAUGUAACCAAAACUUCUGUGCCACAUUAUCUGAGAGAUAGAAUGCAGAAUAUGUCCAAAAUUCAAGAAAUGGAAAUAAGUGGUUGUGAACAUUAUGAAUGAAUAUCACUUCUGGAUUUGAUGUAUGAAGUUUUGGCUAGAGUUUUGAAAAACAGAGUGAACUAGUACCAAGAAAAAUAGUUAUUGUAGUACACUUCAUUAAGACCAUAACUGGAAGAGUAGACAACACCAAUGACUUAACAACGGCUGCGGUUUAUGAUUUGCAAGAUAUAGAUUAAUGAAUGGACUAUAAGAAAAUGGACAGAGAGAAAAAGAAUAUAAAAGCGCUUAAGGACCCAAUGCGAAAUCUAAUGGACAUGAAUUCUAAGCAAGGCAAAAACUUUCAUUUUGUAGUAUGUAUAUGGAUUAAAAAUGGCAUUAUUUGGAUUAAUAGCUUAUUGCUAUUGCUAUUAAAUAUAUUAUUGAUUAUCAUCAAUCAAUCAAUUAAUAAAAGUAUUAAAUUACGUCGCCGGCUGUGCUAUUGCAAUCAACAUUGAUUGUAGAGAAAUUUCAUCAAAGCUAUAUUUAAUUAUCAUUUUCAUCAACUUCAUAGGGGUGAACCUAAUUGAUUUCUGCAUUAAAGAAAUUACAACAAAUAUGUAUAGAUUCUCUAAAAAUAAAAUAAAAUCUUUUCCUGGAAUCUCCUUACUAGCUUCCAGUACUUCAUAGGCACACCCGAACCAAAAUAUGUAGUUUGUUAAUUUUUUACCAAAUAAUAUGAUCUAAUAUAAUAAUGUAAAUAUAUUUUAUUAGAUUAUUUUAUUCUUAGACACUUUUCAUAAUAGAUAAUAUCUUCCUGUUGUAAUACUAUACAGCUAUUUCUGCAUAGAAAAUGAUUUGAUGAUUGUAUAGAGAAAAUUAUUACAUCAUUUCCAAUUAUGAUUUUUUUAAUUUUUCAAUUCAAUUUCGAUAAUUCAAGUUCGAUAGAUGAUUAUAUUAGUAAUAACCACUUGCCAUGAGAAAAUGAACUGUAUAAAUUGUGUUAUAUGCAUAUAAUAAAUAUUUUUUUUCAUCGACUUAUGUCAGGUUUCAUGUGAGGCACUUGAAUGAUUUUGUGAAAUGUUGUUCAAUUCAUUUAAGUAUUUUUAGCAUUUUCUACCCAAAUGGUGAGAUUAAAAUGGUUCUACAGACCAACUCAACCAUUUGGGUGUCACAACUUUUUAUUAAAUAAAAACUUCAUAGAAUGAUUACUCAAGAGAAAUUUAUGGUGGGCUAUUAUUACAUCUACUGUUGUCCAUUCAAAAAAACACAAUUUGAUUUCGACAAGAGAAUGUAGUUUUCUUUAUUAAAUAAAUAUGGUGGCUACUCUUCAAUCGUGUAUGCUCCACUGUAUUAUUAUAUUCAAUUUAUUGCAGUACUAUCACUUCUUUGUAUUUUCUCAAAUUAUAUCGAUCUAUCGAAUAUUUUAGAAUGGAGCGACCUUAUUAUGCAUAAUUUGUACAAAGGAAUCUGUAUAUCUGACCUCGCUUUUUGAAACUAUCAGUAUUAAUUUAAAAAUAAAUUUAUUGAGUAGUUUAUCAAAUACUUUUUCACUAUGAUCUAAUUUAUUCAAUUAUAUGUACAGUUUGUCCACGUAAGUUGGUGGCAUAUGGGAAACUUUUUUAUUAUUAAUUUUACGAAAAUAAGUUAUUCUUUAUAAAAAGUUCUACAUGGUCCAAAACUUGAAAUUCAAUCAUCAGAUAUUAAAUUUUUUCAGUCUUAUAUGAGGUUUGUCAAAAAUAUUUUUUUCUACAUUUUCUCUGCGAUUACGUUGGAAAUUUAAGUUUGCACAUUAAUGCAUAAUUAAUCUAGGAUGCACUAGCAUUUUUUGAUACUGAUAAUUGGAGUAGGCUUUGCGAACUGUCUCAAUAUCGAACAUUCGAAAAAACGACAACAAUCGUAUUUCAAAAAGUGCCACGGUAUAAUCACAUUUUUAGACAGUCUAACAGUGCUUUUCAUAGUUUUUAGAGAUCCGUAUUGUACAGUUUCAUGUUUGACAGACGUAUUUAUUUAUGAAAAGUUAUACAUGCCACCAACAUUAAGUCUGGAAGAGAAAAUUGGAAUUGUGCUAAUAGUGAGUGAUAAGUAUAAAACAUUUCGAGAAGCAGCAAACAUUUUUAAUUUCCGAUAUCCAGAUAAAAAUAUUCACAAUUCCACAAUUUUUAAUUCUAAACAUCUUUUCUUAAUAACAAUUUUCGAUAUUGUCAAAAAGAAAGGUACUUUACUCUAGAGAAAAAUCACAUUUUUUGACAAACCUCGUAUUCGACUGAGCAAAAUUAACAUCUGAUGAUUGAAUUUCAAGUUUUGGACCAUGCAGAAAGAACUUUUUAUAAAGAAUAAAUUUUUUUUCGUAAAAUUAAUAAUGAAAAAGUUUCCCAUAUGCUAUCAACUUACGUGAACACACUGUAUAUAUGACAAGAACGUGGAACUUCCACUAAAUUAAUAUCCGGAAUUCAUUUAUAUUACAUGAGAACAUUUUGUAGUCAAUAGAAUAUAAAUUUCAAUUGUCUUGAAGUCUUCUAUUUUUGAGCUUAGAAUAAUAUCUAAUUGGAUGAAGAGCAGAAAAGAGAGAAACCUUUAUUAACUUAACUUCCGGACUUACUUUUACAGCCAAGAGAAGAGUGCUGUAUCUGUAGUGUCGGCAGCAGUGAUAUGGUUUCGCACAUUUCAAAUUUUUUGAUAAACACGAGAUUUAAGCCAAUUCUCUACAAUAGUGAAAUGGGUUGAAACCAGGAGAUUUCAUAUUGUUGUGUUGAGAAGAAAAAUCAUUCAAAAAACCUCGUACUGCGAGUUACCAAUGAAGCGAAUAUCUGGUACGCUACUCCAGUCUCAAAGUUUCAUACAAAGAAAAAUAUCCAUCAUUUUUUCAACGGAAUAGGGUACACAAGACUUUUAUCUUCGUUAAUUAAGGUAGAAAGUUGCCUAGUCGUUAAAAAUUAUACGCCUCAUACGAGAGGCUUAGAACUGUUCAUAGAGUUGAUUGGGGUAUUCCAAGUUCUCAAGUAGUUAUAUUGGUACACUGCGACUCAAAUUUUCUUUAUCACGUCUGACAUAAUCGUCAGACACAAGCUGUCUUUCACACAUACUAGUCGCCAGUUGAAAUUGUUAAGACAGUCAUGUCGAAAACUUGUAGGUACUCAAUGAUGACCAACUCACUCACAAGUGACAAUGAAAUGGCGGGCUAAGACCGCACGGAAGAAAAAUCUUAACAAUCUUUACAACCGUAGUAAUGCUGCUGUGCUCUCCAUAACAAUAGUAACUUUCCCAUAUAUGGGACGACUCAAGCAAAGUCGAAGAUAUUUGUCGUGCAUUGAAAGGUAGAAAACUCUUUUUCCGUUCCUACAAAAGGUGAUAAAUUUGGAGUAUGUAUAUAAACAUUGAAUGUUAAAAAUUAGUCUUUUGUUUUUAAUAAUGUCUUAUACAGCUUGAAUAUUAGUUUGAAGAAAAAUAUUCCUAUAGUUGUCAAAUGAGUAACUUGGCUCUAUAUAAUGGAUAGCAUGAUAGAUACUUAUCAAUAUUGAAAACAACAAAUGCUGAAAUAAUAUUGGAAAUUAUACUGUUCCUUACAAAAAUUUUCUUUGCCUUCAAUAUUAAUUUUCCUCGCUGAAAUACGUGUUCUAUAAAUGUGUGUAUUGAACUUAUAUAAAUAGAAAAUAACGUCCAGGUUCUGUAUGAACGUUUAUUGUAUAUAAAAUCAGAAAUAGCUGUAAUAGACUUUUCCUAUAUUUCAGUAUAAUUGUAUAUAUCUAUAAAUAAAAUGUUAACAUGUUGUGUAAAGAUAUGUAAACAGAAUAUAGAAAGUGUUAUGGCCCUUCGUAACUUAUAAUUAUAAUCUAAAUCAACAUCUUUCGGGCCCAAAAACUAUUAGUUCACAAUUUUUUCAGCAAGUUUGAAAUGAUAAUAUUCAACUAGUCAACGGUGAGAUAUGAUGUAGUAAAACGAAUGCACAAUACUCAGAUGCUUCAUGGGCAAAAUAUAUAAUUCUUGAAGAACAUAGCCAAAAUUUUACUUUAUCCUUCAAAAUUUCAAAGUAGUUUUUGAAAAAGAUUUUCUCAAUUAUAUGGAAAAACAUUCAAAAAUUAUUUAAUGAAAACGUUGAUUUAGUCCAUGAGGCAGGAAAUCAGAUUUUAGAACAGCACAUGCUUCUUGAGUGGCAAUAUAACGAUGAGGUAACUGUAAAAUAAAUUUAUAGAUGAUGUGAGAUGUAUUUGUUCAUAAUUUAGGAAUUAGUUUUAGAUAAGAAGUUGUACUCAACCGCGAAGCUCAUUAUUUUCAUUAUAAAUAUCGAUAUAGUAUCAUCAAAAAAGAAACGUGCGUUUUAUAACUCAAAGACAAAUUGAAGAGUUUCCAAUUAUUUCAGUAGAAAAUAAAUUUUAAUGUUAAUAUAGGUAAUAGAUACACAGCAAGGAAUAUAUUAGGAAAAAAUAGCUCAGAUUAGAAAUUCUACCGUAUACAAUAUAGAUUAAAUGAAAUACAGAAAGAAUUUACUUAAAGGGGAAAAACAAGCUAGAGAAACGUAAAAAUACAAAAAAAAAUAGAAAUAGAAAAUUAUGAUACUAAUUCGAUGUAUCUAUCCAUCCAAACGCUAAAUAGAAUAAUUUCUACACGUGGAAUUCAAUAUAAUUUAUUCAAUUUCCUUUUUUCCUUUGAGGAGAGAGAUCUUAAACUGUUGUCGAAGUUGGUGGAGAUAUUGCCGUUGUUGAUAACAUAGCUGUUGCUUUAGUUUUAGUUAUCCCAACCAAGAAGCUGUAGAGGUACAGAAAAAAAUAGCAAACGGGAAGAUGAAUGAGACAACUAGAGGAAAAAUGAAUGACCAAAACUGAUCUGGGUAAAAUUGAGCUUACGAUCUAACACAUAUAAAAAUUGAAUUUAUAUUUUUAUAAAUUUACCAGACAGAAGUUCCACUAUAUUCGUUCUAUUCCUAAGUGAAUGGAAAAUAUGAGCUUCCGUGUAGAAGAAUUUACUUUAAAUAUCACCAAAACAUAUGAUUAUAAGAAAUCAAUUAUUGAAGAGUGGACAACACUGCAACUGAAUAAUUAUAUGACAUAAGUAUUUGACGACAAACUAAAGACGCCAAUUCAAUUGUUACAAUAGUAUCAUCCUGUAUCAAAAAAGGAAAUUUCAACAUCUUUUUCAAUAAGCCAUCCCAGUUUUAUUGUCUACCUACGUGAUGAGCUUAUGGCCAUAUCAUCAUGAGUAUUACACUGACUAUGAGGGAUAGACAAAUAAGCGUAUUUAUUUUGGCACUUUUUGCACAUUAUGUGACCACGGGUCCCUUCUCCACAAUGUUAUUCAUUCUAGCUCACCUUCCAAUUUGAUUACCAUGAAAAAAUUUUUGAUGAAAACUACCAAUGUCUAGAUUACAACAGGUAAACUGAAAAAAGUUAUAAGACAAUUAAAAGAAGAGAGAUACUAAACAGGAAUACUCAGAAAAAGUAUUCAGAGUAUCGUCGUCUCUACUUUAUAUCAGCAAGAGGUUAAUUAUAUUAUGUCUGAUUUUCUAUUGGAUGUACCUUGAAUUAGAAAAAUAGAAAAGGAAGUGGAACAAUUAGGAGUAGAAACCUGAGUAGCCGAUGGAAGCAAAAGAGCAAUGAUGGAAUCAAUGUACGAGUUAAAGAAAACUAAAAUGAGAAUAUAUAAAUCGGUACUAAGACCUAACUUGCUUGCGAGGUAUAAAUAUCAAGAAAAACUGAUCAAGACAUCUUAAACAGAUGCAUAAGAGGAAUGAAAUCAGUAGAAAGAACCAAAUAAAAAGUAGAGUCCAUAAAGAAUGAAAGGAACUCUAUAAAGAACGGAAAAUUGGUAUUUUUAUUGAAAGGCUCAUAAUUAAAUGAAUAAGACAUAUUGAAAGAUCAUAUAAAGUUCGAACUCCCAGAAGAGAACUAUAAAAUUUGGCUAGGUUAGGCCCGCACUUCGUCAGUCUCCGAAAUCAAUUUCAGUUUUUAGGAAUUUCAAUCAUCGGAUGGUAUAAAAAGUGUUUGAUAUUAUUUCCAUUCACUACCCCAUAACAUAAUAUCAACUAACCUCAACCAAUAUUUUCAAGACUCUCUAUAUUUUAUUUUCAUAAAUACAUUUAUGGUAUCUGAUGAAAUUAUUUAUGUUGGAAAUGACGUGUCAGCAGUGGCAGACAAAACAAGAAAUCAGGUAUCCUCCAUGGCCAGAUUGGGCUAUAUUAUCCAUAGCAGUUCCAGAAUAAUGUUAAUCCUGAAGUAAAGAGUCUGUAUAAUUAUGGAAGCUUAGAUGAUAACCCACAAAUAGCGGGAGUAUCGAGGAAAACAUUGAAUAACUCAAUUAGAAAUGACUGAAAAAUCGAAGAAAUAGUUGUAGGGACGGGGGAGAAAACAACUUUCUUAAUGAUAUGGAAAACGUAACAAAUGAAGGGAAGAGGGUUGACAAAGAAAGAAAAGUGAUGUAGGAAUUAUAAUAACAAUGAAAUUGUAGACUAAAUCGUUGAGAACAUAAUAAUGUUAUUUAAUCUUUCAAUAUGAAUUUAUAUAGAGUUUCAAAUAAAAAAAUAUUCAUAGUGAAACUACAAUUAAAAAUAAGACGAUAUUUAUAUAGAAAAUUCUGGAUAAAGUAGGUUUGGUAGAGCCUCUUAAAAACAAAGACUUAUAUAAUAAUUAUUGGCUUUUAAUAUAAAUAGGUAUUAUACAUAUAUAUAUGAACAGGUUGUUUCUAAAUUCUUCCUAUAAUGUUCAAAAGGUAGUUGCCAGUAUCAAAUUAUGAUGGGUCUUUUCUAAAGCAAAUUUUUCUCCACCCUCUUUGGAUAUACUAUCCCUACAAGGUGGUGAAUAGAAAAUUUGUUAAUUCCAUACCCCGGCCGGUAGUUUUUCAAUAUUUCUGUUACAUUAUAAUGGGGUGAGAUUCGUAAAGCCACACUUUCUUUGCCAUGAAACCUAAAUUUGAGGUUUAUUUUAUUGAAGAAUAACAUGCUAUGUCUGUUUAUUUAGAGACAUAGUAUUGAAGGAAAACAAAGUCAGAAAAUAGCCGGAAGUGUAAAAAGUAUUGUGAUAUGCUAACAGCUUGCACACACAUUUCUUAUUAAGUUGCAUUUUUUGAUUAUACUUUGAAUAUCGAUACGAAAAGAAACUGUUUUUAUAGAAAAAAUUAUUAAAUUCCCAUGAAAAUGAUCCUGCCCUUCUGCUUACAAUUAGUCACUCAAAAAAAAGCUCAAAGUACGUUGGGUUUUUCAAGACCGUUUAUUUUUGGGAAAGAUACCACAGAAUUGGUUUUUUAUUGAUUCUGCCAAAUAGAGAGAAAAUUCACUUCAAUAUGUCCAGUUAAUAUUUUAAGAUAUUCUCUAUCUAUAGUAUAUUCUAUGGAGUAGAAAGGUAAUUUCAGAAACUUUUGGAAAAUUUUAAGACAACGUCUCGGAUAAUUAAAAUUUUAAUUUCGCAAUAAAAAUGUGAUUUUAGAAAAAAAUUGGUUCUAGUCAAGAAAAUAGGAAUUCGUAAAAGGCAGCUUGAUAAUAAAUGAAGAGAAUAAUGUGGGAAUUACUAAUUUCACCCCAGCAUUCUGUAACAGAAAUGUUGAAAAAAAAAUAUUGGUCGUUAGUAUAUUGUUAUUUCAGGGAAUUAAAAAUUUACAAGUUUCUAUCUUUACUUGAAGUGGAAUCUCCGAGGAGACAAAUAACCCAUUCUUUUUUUAUAAGGACAAUCACCUCUCGAAUUUUGUUUCAGGAAAUUAAAUACACUCUGUAUAUAUACCACUUUAAUACUUAUUGAGUUAUUUUUAAAUGUAAUGAGAAGAACAAUAAGAAAUUUAUUCCUUAUUAUUAAUAUAUUGUGAGAAAUAAAAAAUGUGACUAAAUUAAAAAAAGCUCUUGUUACCCAUGUAGACACAAUAAAUCAUAUCACUUUCCUGUUGACAUUA